This is a messenger RNA of Vollenhovia emeryi, 535 nucleotides long. RefSeq lists its product as uncharacterized. The coding region runs from base 32 to 481 and encodes 149 amino acids. The transcript has 2 exons. Lineage: Eukaryota; Metazoa; Arthropoda; Insecta; Hymenoptera; Formicidae. The record is from RefSeq and is a predicted model, not a curated record.
UACAAUUUAUUUACACAAAAAUAGGGGUUCAAUGUGUACACCAUUUUUCAACAUAGUCUCCUCCCUUGGUAAUGCACUUGGUCUAGCCGUCCACAAGCUUGCGUAUUCCUUCCGAGAAGAAGAUUUUCGGUUGGUCGCAAAGCCACUUUUGCACCGCUUCCUGCAGCCCAGAUCUUGCUCCCUCCGACUUUCAUCUGUUUGGGCCGCUCAAGGAUGCUUUGCGAGGUCGCUAAUUUUCUACAGACGUAGACGUGCAGGAAGCGGUGCAAAAGUGGCUUUGCGACCAAUCGAAAAUCUUCUUCUUGGAAGGGAUACGCAAGCUUGUGGACCGCUGGACCAAGUGCAUUGCCAAGGUUUUCGAUUGGUCGCAAAGCCACUUUUGCACCGCUUCCUGCACGUCUACGUCUGUAGAAAAUUAGCGACCUCGCAAAGCAUCCUUGAGCGGCCCAAACAGAUGAAAGUCGGAGGGAGCAAGAUCUGAGCUGCAGGAAGCGGUGCAAAAGUGGCUUUGCGACCAACCGAAAAUCUUCUUCUC